AUGUCUCAGGAACGCGCUGUCCCGGCGAGCGCGGUUCCACUGGAAGAAAUAAGUAGCUGGCCGGAGGAACUAUGCCGCCGGGAAUUGCCGUCUGUCCUGCCUCGGCUCCUUUCUAUGUAUCAGCAUUCUGACAGUUGGAUCGAGCAUAUUCAAAUUCUGAAAAUUAUUGUGGAAAUGUUUUUACCUCAUAUGAACCACCUGACAUUGGAACAGACUUUCUUUUCACAAGUGCUGCCAAAGACUGUGAGAUUAUUUGAUGACAUGAUGUAUGAGUUAACCAGUCAAGCCAGAGAACUGUCAAGCCAAAAUUUAGAAAUCCAGAGCACUCUAAGAAAUAUUUUACAAACAAUGGUACAGCUAUUAGGAGCUCUUACUGGAUGUGUUCAGCAUGUCUGUGCCACUCAGGAAUCCGUCAUUCUAGAAAAUAUUCAUAGUCUUCCCUCCUCUAUCCUACAUGUAAUCAAAAGUACAUUUGUACAUUGUAAGAAUAGUGAAUCUGUCUAUUCUGGGCGUCUACACCUAGUUGCAGACCUUCUGCAGGCUCUUUUUAAGGAAGCCUAUUCUCUUCAGAAGCAGCUCAUGGAACUGCUGGAUAUGGUGUGCAUGAACCCUUUAAUAGAUGAGCAUGAUGAUAUUUUGAAUAUGGUAGUAGUUAUUCAUUCAUUGUUGGAUAUUUGCUCUGUUAUUUCCAGUAUGGACCAUGCAUUUCAUGCCAAUACUUGGAAAUUUAUAAUUAAGCAGAGCCUUAAGCACCAGUCGGUUAUAAAGAGUCAGCUGAAACACAAAGAUAUAAUUACUAGCUUGUGUGAAGACAUUCUUUUCUCCUUCCAUUCUUGUUUACGGUUGGCUGAGCAGAUGAUGCAGUCAGAUGCGCAGGAUAAUGCAGACUACAGAUUAUUUCAGAAAACACUCAAAUUGUGUCGUUUCUUUGCCAACUCCCUUUUGCACUAUACUAAGGAGUUUCUUCCCUUGCUCUCUGAUUCUUGCUGUACGUUGCACCAGCUUUAUCUUCAGAUAUACAGUAAGUUUCCUCCAAGCCUGUAUGCUGCUGGGAUUUCUAAAGCACAGCAGGAGGAAAUAGCUGGUACUUUCCUGGUUACACUGAGUCCACUCAUCAGUCAGCUUCUCACAUUCCAGCCUUUUGUGGAUGUGGUUUUGGACAGUAAAUUAGAGCUGCCAUGUGAACUACAGUUUCCCCAGUGUCUACUGCUGGUUGUCAUUAUGGAUGAGCUGUCCUCUCGGUCUGAGGAUGUGCAGGCCCUGUGGUGCACAGAGAGCCAAGUCUCAGAAGCUACGGCCAGGGUGUCUCUACUCAAAGCCAUUUUCUCCAGUUUUGAGCAGUGUUCUGGUGAACUCUCUCUACCUGUUCAUUUACAGGGAGUAAAGAGUAAAGGGCAAGCCAAAGUUGCCAUCACCUUGUAUCAGCAUGUUUGCAUUCAUCUGUGUACAUUUAUUGCUUCCCUUCAUCCCUCACUGUUCCCUGAACUGGACACUGCUCUGUUGAAUGCUGUUCUUAGUGCUAAUAUGAUCACCUCUUUGCUGGCUAUGGACGCAUGGUGCUUCCUUGCUCGAUACGGGACUGCUGAACUCUGUGCUCAUCAUGUGACCAUAAUGGCCCAUCUGAUAAAAUCCUGCCCUGGAGAAUGUUAUCAGCUCACCAACCUAUCAAUACUAUUGAGGCGUCUCUUCUUCUUCAUGGCCCCACCCCAACAGGUGGAAUUUAUCCAGAAAUUUCCCCCAAAAGAAACAGAAAAUCUGCUUCUGUGGCAGUAUAUUUCCUUUCAGGCAUUACCUGCUGAGCUUAGGAAACAAACUGCACUUGAGGUCAGCAGAGCAGGUAUUGCAUGGUGUAUGAAGUGGCUAGGCAGUAACCGCACGCUGGAAGAACUUGAGUCUCUGAACACAGUGCUCUCUGCUCUGCUUGCUGUAUGUAAUUCUUCUGGUGAAGCUCUGGAUAUGGGGCAGCAAAUGGCAAUUAAGGAAGUUGGAAGUCAGCUUUCAAUUCUUUUAAAUGUUAAACUGGUAAUAGGUCAACCUUAUGUUCAGCAGACACUCAGCCUUUUACUUCCACUGCUGGGAUUUUUCAUUCAAGCUUUAGAUCCUCAGCUGAUAAGUCAGGUCAUAACUUUGCAGACCUCACUGCUUAAAUUAGAGCCUCCUGACCAUGUUCGAUUGGCAUUUCUGGAUUUUCUCUCUUCUCUGGGAAAACUUUUUAUACCUCAAACUAUCCAGGACAGAAUUCUGCCCAGCCUGUCUUCUGUUUUUGCUUCACUGCUAGCUGACAGGAACUGGCUAUUAGAACAACAUUCCUUGGAGGCAUUUACUCAGUUUGCUGAGGGAACAACUCAUGAAGAGAUAGUUCCACAAUGUCUCAGUUCUGAAGAAACAAAGGAAAAAGUUGUAUCCUUUUUGGAGAAGACAGGGUUUGUAGAUGAAACUACAGCUGCAAGAGUGGAACGUAUCAAACAGGAAAAAGGUACUUUCUGGGAGCCUUUUGCUAAAGUUAUUCAGGAAGAAACAAAGAUGUCAUCUUUACAGCCUUGUGUGAAAAGAGCCCGUCACGAGCUCCCCUCAGAAGAUGAGUACAGGUCAACACUGCAAGCAGCAAUAGCAGCCUUGGAGGCGAUCGAGUUACUACUCCAGAAGUCUCCUCCUCCAGACUGGCUCCUGAUGGAAAUGGAGACACUUCAGGAAAGGAUUGAUAAGCUAAAACGGCAGAAGUGCUCUGGAAGAAAGCAGUAAGUUCCACCUUUCCACAGCCACUUGCUCUUCACAGAAACUGGCCUCCGUCAGACGCACAGGCUCUUCCUCUGAGAAGGGCUGUGAACCUCUGCACUGCCCAGGGCGCUCCGCCAGCAAGCCAGGUCUCUCACUUCCAUUGGCAGACUGGAUAAAGAGCUCCUGACAUGAGAAAAACAGGAUGCUGGGGCUUUCUCAUCUGCAGUGCCUGCUCCUGAGGUAUUAGUUUGAUAUUUUUUCUUUGUUUUAAAGAUAUCCUUUUUCCUGAAAAGUGACUUGCAGCCACUGUCACCAGCUGUUAUCGUCCCAGUUCAGAUCACCAUCUUCCCCCCAGCCUGCAGACUCUCCCUGCAACGAAAGAGAGCAAACAGGGGCAACCUGCUGAAACAAGUCACAUUCAGAUUUGAAAGAUUGGGAAUUUAAAACAGGCCCAACACGUCUUUCGAUGCCAGAAUACAUUUCUUCAGACAUAAUUUACUAUAACAGAAACGUGAAAAGUAGGGUCACUUUGGUUCCGCUAUUACAAAAUCACAGCAUUAAAAAAAAACUUUCACAAGGACUAUUUAACACUUAGCCCAAGCACUUCUAUUAAUACAUUUUCCUGGGGAAGAAAAAAAGAUGCCAUUGACAGGAAUUGAUUUUGUUCAUUUUCUGAUCACGUUAAUAAACCAGUUGUG
Messenger RNA from Budorcas taxicolor (takin), 3416 nucleotides. RefSeq names its product FIGNL1 interacting regulator of recombination and mitosis (gene FIRRM). The transcript is spliced from 25 exons. Bases 1 to 2742 code for a protein of 913 amino acids. NCBI's taxonomy places the organism in Eukaryota, Metazoa, Chordata, Mammalia, Artiodactyla, Bovidae. The record is from RefSeq and is a predicted model, not a curated record.